Messenger RNA from Cercopithifilaria johnstoni, 2094 nucleotides. The record is from the annotation of a GenBank genome assembly. NCBI's taxonomy places the organism in Eukaryota, Metazoa, Nematoda, Chromadorea, Rhabditida, Onchocercidae.
AUGACUUUCUACACUUUUGGAAACGUUACACCAGCGCUUUCUCGUCGAGAUGACAUUGAGGAGAUCAUGCGUGAUUGGGAAGAGAGGUAUUCGACUUAUACUGCAACAUCAAUAUUCAUCACAACAUUCAAUGUCAAUGGCCGAAUGCCAGCACUUGAAGAUUUGUCGAAUUGGUUAGCUUGUAGUAGCGCAUCUGCACCAGAUUUUUACGUUGUUGGAUUACAAGAAAUGGAUCUUUCUCCUCAGGCAUUCCUCAUGAAUACUUCAGCACGUCAUUCUGGAUGGCAGAUUGUCAUCCAAAAGUCUCUUCCUAAUUCCACCGGCUAUAUUCUAGUCCAAGAAGUACGCUUAGUUGGCAUUCUGUUGAUGAUUUAUCGUCGCAUUGAUUGUAGAGUUCGAGUUGAUGAUGCAGCUACUGAUGUUGAAAUUGUGCCGACUGGUUUCCCAUUAUUGGGUCGUAUGGGCAAUAAGGGUGGUGUGGCAGUCAGUUUGCAGAUUAAUGAUAGCUAUCUUUGUUUCGUGAAUUCUCAUUUUGCUGCCGGACAGGAAGAAUCGGAAAAGCGAAAUCAAGAUUACAGGGAAAUAUCGCAGAUUCGUUUUCCGAAAAGCAAUAGAAGUUUGUUUGAUCACGAUGUAAUAUUCUGGUUUGGUGAUAUGAAUUUUCGUCUGGAAAGUAAUAAUGAUUUGAGUAAUGACGAUUUCCGGCGUCUCUGCGCUGACGAGAAUACAUUUAGAGAUAUGAUAAUAUUUGACCAGCUAAAGAAACAGAAAAUGCUUAAUCAUAUAUUUGCCGAUUUUAAAGAACCAGAUGUUUUGAAUUUCCGUCCCACAUAUAAGUAUGACCCUGGAACAACAAGAUGGGAUACCAGUGAGAAAUGUCGUUGUCCAGCUUGGUGUGAUCGAAUUUUAUGGUGGCAUCGUGAUGGAGUGAAUAUCCGGCAACAAUUCUAUGAAAGUGUAGAAUCAGUGGUGUUUUCAGACCAUAAACCAGUGCGGUCCAUAUUUCAUGUAGGAAUACGAAGUGUCGAUGAAGCUAAACGGGAUGCUUGUUUAGAAGAAGCUAUACGAGAAGCAGAUCGCCGUGCUAAUGAGGCACUUCCACAAAUUGAGUUAUCACAAAACGAAGUGGAUUUCGGCAAAGUAUAUUUUUUUCAAAGUACAUCCAGGAUACUAACAAUUAAAAAUACGGGUAAAACAAAAAUUUCGUUUUCGUUUGGUGCGAGACCAAAUCGUGCUGAACUUUGUGAACCUUGGCUAUCUGUUACACCGCCCAAUUCGAGGCUUCAACCGGGUGCCUCCUGUACCAUUAGUUUGCAGAUUUUGAUUGAUAAGGGAGUAGCAUGGACAAUAAGUGAAGAUGGAAAGCUAUCAGAAAUUCUGGUACUUCAAUUGCAUCACGGGAGGCAUUAUUUUGUCACUGUUUCGGCCGAAUAUCAACACAGCUCUUUUGGUUCAUCGUUUAUUCACUUAAUUCACAAGGAAAAAAAGGAAACAUCUGCAUUUGAACUCGUUAAUCUGACUUUUAAUCGUACAACAGUUAUAUCCGCUGUUAUGGCUGGCGUACCGGAAUCUGUUUUUCGGAUAGGUGAAGCAUUAAAACAUAAUGGUUUAGAAAAAAUAUGUUUCGAUGAUUCUUCUGCGCAUAGCGAAUUCAUAGCAUUAAGAAAUGCUUUGGAUACUGGAAAACCAGUAAAUUUGUUUGAAGCUUGCAAAUCAGCUUUCAGUAUGUAUGACGCUUUGCUGACACUUAUCACUUCCUUCAAAGAAUCUAUAAUACCUCCAGCUUUACAAACAGAAUGUUUGCGGGUAGCCGGUGAUAUCGGUAGAUGUUGGUCUUGUAUCGAAAAAUUUCCUAUCGAAAAUCGCAACAUGUUUAUUUAUUUUAUUGGUUUUGUUACGGAGCUGAUGAUACAGAAUAGCACUGCUAGUACUCAAACGCAGUUGCUAGCGGAUAUUAUAUUCAAACAACCGACUGGUCAGGACGGUUAUUUGCAACGCUUGAAAUUUCUGGAAACAUUUAUAUUGGGAAAUCAAGAAGGUAGCAGAAGUGCCCCUGCACAUUGCCAGCAUGAUGCUGAUCUCAUUGUUUUGUGA